AAGUAACUAAACCACAAAAGCGUAAAUUAAUAAAAUAAGUAAUUUUUGUUGUUGUUCUAGAAUUAGAUGAUUUUUACACCGAACUGGUGAAUAUAUACUAGACAUACAUUUAUAUUUCGAAUCUGCACUUAUAUUUUAUAACAGUUUGAUAUAUUAGAUUUGAACACUAAUAUGUGAAUAUAGUGCCAAUGAGUUUCUUCAAAAAUUUGAUUCUUAGAUAUGUAUCUGGAGUAGAAAUAUUUUUUACAAAUGUCUAUUUUUUUUAAAUUGACAUUUCUGUAAUUCAUUGAAUGCAUAUAAGAAGUUAAAAAAAAACCAAACUCAUAUCAGUGAAAUAUAAACGAAAAUGAAAACAUAAUUUUAUAGAGGUGAAAAAUAAAAUUACUUAUAGAGAAUCAAUUGUAAACAAAUCGAGAGUAGAAAACCUAAUCCCCUUUCGUUAUUUUACAAUCGAUGUUGCCUAUCUGGUUUUUGUGAUUUUUGUCAGCGGAAAACUUAAUUUUAUUUUAUGCAAAAAAUAAUUAAAAUAAGUUAUAAUUAUCUCUUCAGCAACGAUGAUACAUUUAAGAGACCAACAUUUGUAUUCGUCAUUUUAAAAUCGAUAAAAAAUUUAGUUUUUCGAAAUGUUAAAACCAUUUAAUUUUAAUGAACAUACAUUAAUAUAAAAAAUUCACAUCGCGCUAGUGUAAAUGAUAACAGAAAACUAGAUUAGGUUGGAAGACCAAAGAUAUGUAUGUAGUAGUAUGUUCUAGUUGUACGUAACCAAAAAAAAAAAAGUUGUACGUAAUCAAUAGAAAAGUCAACGAACAAUGACGACCAGUCGACCACAUGUGUCUGAUAUUAUUAACUAAACGUGACAAUAUGAAUUUAAUUGGACCUUAAGGACAUUGACCUCAACUUAACCGUACUGUACGAAGUAAUAUUGACUUGAGAAUGCACACAUUGGAUUAUGUUCAAUUACAAAAUGUCCCAGAAUUGCAUAGUGGAUCCAAGUACAAUUAGCCUUAAUGAGCUAACAAUUAGGCCCAUAUCUAGAUGCAAUUUUAUAUUCAGAUGACCUUCUUCCGACCAAAACCGAACACUUUAUAAAUUCUCCACCGCUCUUUUCACUCGAGGUCAGCCCUCUCGGCAGAUAUCUCUUAGAGCUUACUUUAGUGCGUAAGUUCUCUUGUUGGUUCCUUUUCAAUCUAAUAAAGAGAGAUUGGUAUAUAUAUAUAUAUAUUUCGUCAUCAUCUUCUUUGUAGCCUGUUUAGGGUUUUCGCCGUGGUAACAUAUCAAUUUUCUAUAGUUCUUAUAUCCAUCUGCAGUUUCUCAUGAUCUUAAGCUUAGUUUGUUUGUAAGUAGACAUAUAUGUCCUUUACCCAAUUUUUCUAUCAUUAUUAUAUCAUCUUUUUGUUCCUCUCGAUUCGACCUUGGAUUUUGAGGAUUGGUAUAACUUUUACCUACAGUUUUUGUCAUGAUUUUUGUUCUUAUUUUAUCUUUUGAAAUUCUUGCUUUUAAUCGCUUUGGAAGAUCUUUUGUGUUAUGCUGAAAUAUAUGGGGUGGAUUUAUGUCAUAUUGUGUUACAUAUGUUAUUUCUAUUAGGGUUUAUGUUCUUGUUUUUUUUUUUGCUUAAACUUUUUAUGUUCUUGUUUGUUAUCUAUUUUCCGUUUAAUGUUUGCAUUGGUUGUUUUACAUUUUGUUUUUACCUUUUCAGAAUGAUAACUGCAUUUUCAUGGGUACCAAAAGGGGUUGCAAAGGCCAUACCUGAUCGUGCUGAACUUCCUUCUAAGGAGGAAAUCGAAAAGCUCAAAGAGACUUGUGAUCAAGUUUACAGUGAGGAUGAAGAAGACAAUACUGAGGAUGAAAAAGAGAAUGGUGAAGUUGCUCACGCGAAAACAGUAGCAGAAGCUUUUGGAAAAUCUUCUAGUAUCAAGAAUGCUUCUUCUUCAAUUGAGGUUGAUGACUUAAAUGAUGAUUUUAUGAAAGAACUCGACAUGGAUAAUUACGAUGAAGAAGAUGAUAGAAUUGAAAUUUUUAGCUCCGGGAAUGGAGGUCUUUAUUAUGCAAGCAAUAAGAUGGAUCCACAUCUCAUGAAUCAUGAUGAUAGUGAUGACUCAGAUGAAGAUGAGGACCAGACAGUCUUAACAACCAAGUCAAUGAUUGUCUGCGCUAAGACCGACGACAAUGAUGCUAGCUAUCUUGAUGUUUGUGUAUGCGAGGAAACAUCGAAUGGUUACCCAAAUAUUUAUAGUCGUGGUAGAUUUGAAUUGCCAACAGCUCCGUUGUGUACUGCUUGGUUUGAUUGUCCACUUAAAGGAGGAGAAAAAGGAAAUUUCUUAGCUGUUGGUUUGUAUAAGAAGCCCAUGAUAGAGAUAUGGGAUCUUGACGUUAAAGACGAGGUGUUACCUUGUGUACAAUUAGGAGGAAAAGAGAAAGGGAAUUACAAAGAAGGUAGCCACACUAGAUCAGUUCUUGGUCUUGCUUGGAAUAAAGAGAUUCGAAACACUCUUGCUAGUUCUAGUGCUGACAAAAAGGUUAAAGUUUGGGAUAUGGCUACUGAAAAAUGUAUGAUUACUAUGGAGCAUCACACGAAGAAGGUUCAAGCGGUUGCUUGGAAUCAUUAUGCUCCAGAAGUGCUUCUUAGUGGGUCGUUUGACCAGACUGUUGUAUUGAAAGACGGAAGAAAGCCUUCACACUCGGGUUUCAAAUGGUCAGUCAUGUCCAAAGUAGAAAGCUUGGCCUGGGAUCCACACAGUGAACAUUCCUUUGUGGUAAGUCUUAAAAAUGGAACUGUAAAGGGUUUCGAUGUACGUCAAGCCUCAAAUUCAGCGUCUGAUUUAAAACCAAGUUUCACUCUCCAAGCACAUCACAAACCAGCCACCUGCAUCUCAUACAACAUUUCAGCGCCUAAUCUUUUGGCAACGGGAUCUAUGGAUAAAACGGUCAAGCUUUGGGAUCUUUCAGACAACAAGCCUUCAUGCAUUGCUUCUCACAUACCAAACGCUGGAAGCUUAUUUUCCAUUGAUUUCUCUCCGGAUAACCCUUUCUUGCUCGCUAUCGGCGGCACAAGGGGGGAUCUAAAAGUUUGGGACACACUUUCUGACACAAAUGUCUCCCGUAGAUACGGAAGCAGCCGAGCCCGACCAUAAUAGUCUUAGUCAAGCUGUGAUUGGUCUUAGAUUCGAACACACUUAACCCAAAUUUGCUUUGGUUUUAUUUUUCAUGUAGCAUAAUAGCUAUUAUG
Molecule: messenger RNA, 3226 nt
Organism: Brassica rapa (field mustard)
Lineage: Eukaryota; Viridiplantae; Streptophyta; Magnoliopsida; Brassicales; Brassicaceae
Biological process (GO): rRNA processing
Cellular component (GO): nucleus
Molecular function (GO): protein binding
Source: RefSeq, a predicted model, not a curated record